Messenger RNA from Thamnophis elegans (Western terrestrial garter snake), 3228 nucleotides. RefSeq names its product vezatin, adherens junctions transmembrane protein (gene VEZT). Gene Ontology annotation, cellular component: plasma membrane. NCBI's taxonomy places the organism in Eukaryota, Metazoa, Chordata, Lepidosauria, Squamata, Natricidae. Gene Ontology annotation, biological process: cell-cell adhesion. The coding region runs from base 102 to 2471 and encodes 789 amino acids. The record is from RefSeq and is a predicted model, not a curated record. The transcript has 12 exons. Gene Ontology annotation, molecular function: myosin binding.
CGGUGGGGCUUUGUCGGGGGGGUGGGGGGAUUAUUACGGCGAGCUCGGCGGACUCGCUUUCCCAUGGUGCCUGAGGAGAGGGGAACGGAUGGCGGAGAAGGAUGACACCGGAGUUUGACGACGAAGUGGUGUUUGAGAAUUCACCCCUUUAUCAGUACUUACAGGAUCUGGGACAUACUGAUUUUGAAAUAUGCUCACCAUUGUUGCAGAAGUCAGAAGAAUGCGCAUCCAAAGAGGGACCAAAAGAUAUGGAUGUAAGUUUUAUUCAGGAGAAAGACAUCCUGUCAAACCUAGCUGAGAGAUUAAAAAGCUGGCUUCCUUUUUCCCUAUAUAAGAAAAGGCAUGAUAUACUUCAUCAAUUGGAUGUUGGUUUUCGUUCAGAGGCACUGUGCACCAUCCUGCAACAGGAAGUUCUGCUACAGGAGGAUGUCGAACUGAUUGAACUAUUUGAUCCUAGUAUCCUGUCUGCAGGACAGCUCAAACAGCAGGAACAUGGACAUCUUCCAACACUGUGCUCCCUAGCAACUCCUAAUAUAUGGGACAUUACAUUAUUAUUUCUCUUCAUCAGCACACUGGUGACAACUGCUUCUUUAUGGAGUGGAUUCCUUGGAUUAAUUUUGGGAGCACUUUUCUUGGUUUACCUAACUAUGCGAGGUUUGGAUAUAACACGGAGUGCAAAGUUGCAAAUGUCUCUUAAGCAAUGUCAUCUCCAACUAGAAGAUAUAGUGGUUAAUUGCCGCGCCUUCACUAACCUUGUGAGGAAAGCAUUGCGACUCAUUCAAGAAACUGAAGUAAUUUCCAGGGGAUUUACUCUUUUGCUUGACAGGGUUAGUGCUGCUUGCCUAUAUAAUAAAGGUGGACAACAUCCUUGUCAGCAUCUAAUUGGUCUUCGGAAAGCCGUGUAUCGAUCAGUAAGAGCCAACCUCAGAGCUUCAAGACUUGCUACCUUAUAUAUGCUUAAACAUUACCCACUGAAUUCUGAGAGUGACAAUGUCACAAACUACAUAUGUGUGGUGCCUUUUAAGGACCUUGGUUUGGGAUUAAAUGAAGAGCAAGUAUCUGAAGAAGAAGCAUACAACCUCACGGAUGGCUUCAGCUUGCCUGCACUAAAGGUUUUAUUUCAGCUUUGGGUUGGUCAAAGUUCAGAAUUCUUUAGGCGACUACUUCUUCUGUUAUCUCCCUCUAAUGCGUCUCUCAAGAGCCUGGUUACACCAGAACGUUUGCCUCUUUAUAUCUUUUCUGAUAUAAUUCAAGAUCUGCCACAUGUUCAUGCUGCUUGUUUAGAAGAACUUAAAAGGAGUUAUGAAUUUUACCGGUAUUUUGAAACACAUCAUCAAUCUUACUUGGAACGUCCAGUCAAAGCUAAACCAAAAUCAGGAUCACUAAGUCAUCUCCACACUGCUGUGCGUAGUUUGCAACUCCAUCUAAAAGCCUUACUGAAUGAAAUGAUAAUUCUUGAGGAUGAACUUGAGAAGGUUAUGAAUUCCAAGGAAAGCCCAGAAUUAACUUGGGAGGCCUACCAAAUUGCAGAUCAAAAAUUUAAAUUGAUUCGUCCUCACAUGCAUGCUAGCAAUAGUUGUUGGGAAGAGGCUAUUUCUCAGGUGGAAAAAAUGAUUCGAAGAAAUUCAGAUAAAAAAGAUAUACCAUUUUCAAAAGGUAAAUCUGAACCAUCUUAUGAAAACAAGCAUUGCACUACGCUCCCUUUAAAGCAGCCAACUGUGCAUAUAGAAGACAAAGACCCUGUUCCUGAAGAACAGGAACUUGAAGCAUAUGUUGAUGAUAUAGAUAUGGACGAGUGUAAGAGAGAUGAUUUUUAUUACUUUUCUCUGGAAGACAGACAGAGACAAAAACGUGAAAGAGAAGAAUCUAAGAGAGUGCUGCAGGAACUGAAAUCUGUGUUGGGAUUUAAAGCUUCAGAGGCAGAAAGACAAAAGUGGAAGCAACUGCUCUUUAGUGAUCAAGCUGCAAUGAACACUUUUACUUCAGAGAACAGUGUACCAAAUUUGGAAUUAAUUAAAAAUUCAGACAGAGACAAGCAGGAUUGUAGCAAAAAUGAAAAUCUAGAAGAAACCAUUUCUGACCACAAAAUGAAAGUUCCCAAAAAUGAAAAAGAAAAGAUGGAAUAUUUAUUUGAUGGCCUUGAAGUGAAUGAACAUGAUGAUGUUGCCAUUGCUGCCUCACCAGAAGUUGAAAAAAGAACAUGUUUCCAGUGCAACGGAGAAGAUGAGGAAUCUAAACAAAGUGCUGUAGAUGUAAGUAUGAUAGAAUCAUCUGAAAAUAAACAGUCUUCCAUCAAACAAAGGUUGACUGAACUUCAUAUAUCCACAGAUUUUAAUUUCACAUCAGGUCUAGCAGCACAGGUUGCUGCCAAAUCCCUCACAUUUAGAACCAUGAAAGAACAGAUGUUUGGAGAAGACGAGGAAACAAUGGAAACUCAAGAGGACAUUUUUGAAAAAACAGAAAAUACAUGACUGAAAAUGGCAUAUUGUAAAGCUCACUUUAAAUUUACUUUGCUGACUUGAAAGCAAGAUAAGGGGCAUAAGAAAAUCAGAAUUUAGCAAUGGAUGACAAGGGAUAUGUAUAUCUAUUGUUAAAGUCAUAUUAUUUAGUUGGCUUUUACUAGUCUUUUGAAAUGUAUACAAGUGCAAAUACAAGCCAGACUCAAGAUGUACAGUACAAUUCUUACUGCUGCCGGAGGGGACUGAGUGUUUCUAUUAAUAUUUUAUUUAUUUAUAUUAUGAAGGUUUUUUUCUAAUAGAAAAUUAUUCAUUGUUUCCUUAAUCGCAACAUUAAUUUAAAUAAAAAUACUUGAAAUCAUUAUUUAAUAAUUUCUCGUGGUUCUCAUACCAGCUUUAUUUCUUCUACUGAUUAUGCUUUCUAUCACUAGCUUUUGUUGAUCCAUUACUUCAUCAUGGUUCUAUACUAAGAGGUAUACUAUUGAAAUAAAAAAAAAUUACAUCCAUUAUUGAUGUAUGAUAGCAAAGGAUUAAAUCAUUUGCCUAUGUUCACUUCUGACUGGAGAAAACAAUUUGAAUGUAUCAUGUAUUUGCAACAUUUCUCUGUACCAAAUUUCCAGCCUAUUCCUUAUGAUAACCAUUCACUUCCCAAUUUCGUUGUAUUUAAGUAUAAUGACAAUAAAGAUUAUACAUACAUACAUACAUACAUACAUACAUACAUACAUACAUACAUAUUUGUACAUGAGAAAAAUUAAACAAAUUUUGAACCAGU